UCAAUAGAUUAUGAUUCUUGUCAUUAAUACAGAUUCUUGGUUUCCCAUACAUAUUGAGGCGUUAGAGGGGCCUGAGCUUCUGAGCCAUCGUGAAAUUCCGACUAGUUUCAAGCCACAAGAAGAUGAAGGUUGAGUUUGUGUCCAAACAAAUCAUAAAGCCAUCAUCUCCGACACCGCAAAACCAGGAAACUUUUAAGCUAUGUUACAAGGACCAGAUUAAUACUGAUGGUAUGUUUACUGCAAUUCUACUUUUCUAUCUCAAUACUGAUGAUCAAUGCCAGGGAAACAACGUUAGUCAUCAUCAUCACAAGGUUGCCGACGAAAGGUGCGAGAGGCUAAAGAUUUCAUUGUCUGAGACCCUGACCUACUUUUACCCUCUGGCUGGAAGAAUCAAAGACAAUGCAAUAAUUGAAUGUAAAGACCAAGGUGUUGAGUUUUGCAAAGCUUGUGUUCAUGGCUGCUUCCUCGAAGACAUCCUUAAACAACCCAAAAAUGACUCUAUACAACAGUUUGUGCCAGACGAGGAUGAUGCUGGGUUUUUAUUGAAAGUUCAAGUGAAUUUGUUCGAUUGUGGAGGUUUGGUGAUUGGUGUGUCUGUGUCUCACAAGAUUGCUGAUGCUUCAACAAUUGUUUCGUUCAUCAAGGCAUGGGCUUGUGUUGCUUUUGGGUGCAUGACUGAGUCGAUGCUUCCAAAGUAUAAUACUUUGGGAUCGUUUUAUGCUUCCAUGGAUUCUCCGAUUGUUGUAUCACCUAUCGCGGUAGGAGACUUCAUCAAUUCUUGCGUCACAAGAAGGUUUGUGUUUGAUUCCUCAAAGAUCACAAAAUUAAAGGCCAAAGCUUCUAGCAAUAUAGUGGAACAACCAACCCGAGUGGAGUCAGUAUUGGCACUAAUAUGGAAAUGUGCUACAAUAGCAUCAAGAACAAACCUAGGAAUAACCAAAAGACCUUCCAUGGUAUCCCAAGCAGUGAAUCUUCGUAAAAGGACAAGCCCACCUUUACCUGAGACCUCUGUCGGCAACUUCAUAAGUCACUUCCUAGUAAAACUAGAAGGCACCAAUGAAAGUACUGACCUGGACUUAAAAUGGUUGGUGCUUCAGCAAAGGAAUGCUCUGGAACAAUUUUCAAAGAAAUGUCUCAUGAAACUUCAAGACAGAGAUGCUUUCUCGUUAAUGAGUGAGGCAUUGAAGGAGAUUGAAUUGGAAAAACCGGGUAAAGAUUUCUACAUGUGCUCGAGCUGGUGCAAUUUUGCGUUUUAUGAAGUAGAUUUUGGGUGGGGAAAGCCCAAGUGGGUAAGCCUUCCUCCUUUGGAAAUGAAUAAUUUGAUUAUUUUGAUGGAUACAAGUGAUGGAAAGGGGAUUGAAGCAUGGGUGAGUUUAACCCCCCAAGACAUGGCUUUGGUUGAGACUAACCAUGAACUGCUUGAAUUUGCGUCCUUGAAUCCAACUAUCUUAUAAAAUAGGAUUUAAAGGCAAUUCCAUCAUUAAACUAUAGGUCUAGAAGUAUUUAGGACCUUAAACUUAUUUUUGGUAUAAUAUUCUCAUUCAACUUUUAAAAAUGGUGUAAUGUCACCUUUACAUAAAUAGAAAUUAACUUUGACUAUUAAUUAAUUAGAAAAUUACAAAAGCAAGCAUCAAAAAUUAUAAAAUAGGAUAAAAAAAUUAUAAAAAAGGACCCAACAUUAUGGACAAUGACCAAGAGACUUUUCUGUAAUUUUUUAGGUCAUUUUCUAUAAUUUUUUGUUUAAUUAAUGGUCAAAAUUAACAUAAUUUUAGGGGCAAUAUUGCACCAUUUUAAAAAGUUAAAGGGAAACAUUGCACCAAAAAUUAGUUUAGGAUCCCAAAUGCUUUAAGACCUAUAGUUUAGGGACACAUUUGCUAUCAUUUCCUUUGUCUGACAUUCUAGCCUUGGAUGCUGUGAGAGCUGGUUUGUCUGAUGAGUUUAACGGGUGGUGGAUGAGCAACGUUUGGGAGCUGGCUGAUUCUGAUGCUUUUUAAUUUGCUGCUUGUUUUCUUCUGAGUUUGGUUUGUUGUUAACUAUUUUGUAGUUUCUGCUUUAGCGUUUCGUUUUUAUUGUUGCAAUAUUGUUAUCGGACUUUGUUCUUUUGGAAUGAAGGUUUUAGUUUGCAUUGGAAAAAAAAAAA
Molecule: messenger RNA, 2140 nt
Organism: Prosopis cineraria
Lineage: Eukaryota; Viridiplantae; Streptophyta; Magnoliopsida; Fabales; Fabaceae
Product: stemmadenine O-acetyltransferase-like
Exons: 2
Coding region: 123-1454 (443 amino acids)
Source: RefSeq, a predicted model, not a curated record